Molecule: messenger RNA, 2493 nt
Organism: Postia placenta MAD-698-R-SB12
Lineage: Eukaryota; Fungi; Basidiomycota; Agaricomycetes; Polyporales; Adustoporiaceae
Exons: 10
Coding region: 1-2493 (830 amino acids)
Biological process (GO): intracellular protein transport; Golgi organization; intra-Golgi vesicle-mediated transport
Cellular component (GO): membrane; COG complex; cis-Golgi network
Source: RefSeq, a predicted model, not a curated record
AUGGCCUCUAGCGUACCCAGCAAACGCACAGCGGCGCCCACGUCCCUCACACCGCAUGCAAAGCCUGUGAUCACCGUCGAGGAGUGGGAGACUAAGGCACCCCUGGAUGACACGGAGACAAGGAGCGUAAACCGUCUAAAAGCCCUAACAGAGAAGGCUGCUCUCCCACCGAAGGUGCAUGAACCCGGUUCUUCAUCUCGCCCGUCAACCCCAGUACUACGUAACAAACUCGGUGGCAGCUCGCGUCCGUCCACUCCCAACCUCUUCUCUAACCGGCACCAGGCUGCCCAUGCCCUUCAUCCCAAACAACCCAUCCAGACGCCACAGCAGUUCUACGAUUGGUUCGCGCUCAUCGACCGCUCGGUCGCGCACAGCCAGGAGGCACACUUCCGCGCCCACUUGGAGAGCGUGUCUGAGCAGCUAGAGACAUGCGACCGGCUCGUGCAGCGGAUAGACGAGGUGGACGACGCGAUAGAGGACAUGCUGCGCGAAUGGCGAAUCGUGGAAGAAGGGGGGAGGAGUCUGAAGGAGGCUUGUGAGCAGCAGCUUGACGAGCGGAAUCACUUGCUCGAAAUGUCGGAGGCCAUUGGGCAGCGGCUGGAAUACUUCCAGGAGCUUGAGCAUGCCACUCGUAUGCUAAACUCACCAGGAGAUUCCCUCGUCCUGCAAACCGACUUCCUAUAUAUGGUGGAGCGGGUGGACAUCUGCAUCGAGUACUUGAAGGAGCAUCGCCAUUUCAGGGAGGCCGAGGUUUACCUCCUCCGGUUCCAACAAUGCAUGACGAGAGCCAUGACGCUCAUAAAAAUGUACUUUGUCGGCUCACUCAAGGCGCUCACAGUCGACGUCACGAAGCGCAUAUCCGAGAAGGAUGUGUCAGUUACAGCACAGCAGCACCUGCUAUACACCCGGUUCUAUACAGUAUCGGAACGGUUGGCACCGCUACUAGCAGAACUCGAGCGAAGAGCAGCGGUCCAUCCUGAGGAGUUGUCGUCGCUCCUUGCCGAGUGCCAUGCCGCCUACUUCGCCGCCCGUAAGGGUCUGUUAGUGAACCGGCUUACAGAGGAGAUCAAGGGCCUAGACCCCACGAGAACAGAACUCGUAGAGCUGACAAGGGCAGGCUGCAGCUAUCUCAAGCAGCUAUGCACAGACGAGUUCGACCUGUUUCGCGUGUUCUUCAACUCGGGCGAGCAAGAGCUGUACCACUACCUCGAAAAUCUGUGUGACUACCUCUACGACGACUUACGCCCACGCAUCCUGCACGAGCCGCGGCUCACCGCGCUUUGCGAGGUCUGCACAGUUCUCCAAGCGCUCAUGGUGCUCGACGUGCCUGCACUGCCGGAGGACGACUCCGACGCGGACGCAGACGAGGACGCGGGCGACGUGCUCAAACUCGACUUUACCGACCGCCGCACAGGCACACGCGGCCUGCGUGCGCUGCAGGUCAGCCAUCUGCUGCAGAUGGUGCUCCAGGACGCGCAGACGCGCUUGUUUUUCAAGGCUCAGUCAGUAAUCCAGUCCGACAUCCGGUACUACGUAUCGAAGGCGGAGGACAUCGCAUAUCCCGAGAAGCUGCUUAGUGAGUGCUGUGACGGGUGCGAGGCGCGGAAGCCCCUGACGGGACUCGAGAUCAAGGAAAAGGAGAGCGUGAGCCAGCUGUUCCAGCUCAAGACGCUCAACAAGCAGGACACAUGGUACCCCACGCUCGGCAAGACCGUCUGGGUGCUGUCGCAGCUGCACGACUUUGUGAAGCCGGCCAUCUUCGACGACCUCGCCCGCGAGGCCGUCAACCUCUGCCGUCAAUCGCUCGUCAAUGCCGCUGAGACACUCAAGUCGAAGAGCCCGCCCGGGUCCACGCUCGACGGGCAGCUCUUCCUCGUGCGGCACCUCCUCAUCCUCAAGGAGCUCACGCAGAACCUCGAUCUCGCGCACACGAGCCCUGAGCGCGGGAUUGAUAUGUCCGGUGUGACAGGUGCGUGUGCCCUCGUCUCGUACGCCACGCUGCCAAUAUGGGGAGCUGAGACGCUGACGGCGGGGCAGGGCAUCGACCAGGAGCUGAAGCGCGCGUGCGAAGACGUGAUCGCGUCCUGCGCGGACCCUGUCUGCACCCCGGUCCGCGCAUGGAACGAGCGUGUGUGGGCGUACCGCGCGCCCGGUGCGCAGACCCAGCAGCCCAUCACCUCGCAGCCGUGGGCGACGCCCGCCGCGCUGUCGGCCAUGUACACACAGUUCCGCAGCGCGUGUGCGGCGGAGCUGCGCGGUGCGGUGGGUCGUCUGCGGCUGUACUUGGAGGACGAGCGGACGGUGGGCGUGCUCGUGGGGCAUGUGCAGGACCGGAUCGUGGACGACUGGCUGGAGUGGCGGGCGGCGGUGCGGCAGGUGUAUGGGGCGGGCGGGGAGGUUGAUAUUGGGACGGAAGACAGCGUGAAGGCUCUACUGAGAGAGGUGUGCGACGAGAAGGAUGAAAGCGCGGCGGGGGGGUCCGCUCCUGCAUAG